AUGACGGUCGUGUGCCACCAGGGCCUGGUGUUAGCAGGUAGCGCCACUUUGGCUACCAUGGGGACCCUGGUCCUGUACUCAGGGACACCCAGCAGGUACGGGAAACACAGUCAGAGCCUGUCGUCGAGAUAUGCCCGCCUGCCAGCACGCGUCGCCUGGUUCCUACAGGAGCUUCCCUCUUUUGCCGUGUCAGUAGGGAUGCUCGCUUGGCAGCCCCGCUCCCUCUUCGGACAGCCCGGGAACCUGCUGCUGGGUCUCUUCUCCUCACAUUACUUCCACAGAACAUUUAUUUACUCCUUGCUCACCAGAGGGAGGCCUUUCCCAGUGUCAUUAUUUCUGAGAGCCACCGCCUUCUGCACAGGAAAUGGAUUUCUUCAAGCCCACUAUCUGAUUUACUGCGCAGAAUACUCUCAGGAGUGGUACACAGAUGUCCGGUUUAGCUUGGGUGUCUUUCUAUUUAUUUUGGGAAUGGGAAUCAACAUCCAUAGUGACUGCCUGCUGCGCCAGCUUAGGAAGCCUGGAGAAAUCAUCUAUAAGAUCCCACAAGGUGGCUUGUUUACGUAUGUUUCUGGAGCCAAUUUCCUGGGUGAAAUCAUUGAAUGGAUGGGCUAUGCCUUGGCCACCUGGUCCAUUCCAGCUCUUGCAUUUGCAUUUUUCUCACUUUGUUUCCUUGGGAUGCAAGCUUCUUACCACCACAGGUUCUACCUCCAGACAUUUAAGAAUUACCCCAAAUCUAGGAAAGCCCUUAUUCCAUUCGUCUUUUAA
This is a messenger RNA of Onychomys torridus (southern grasshopper mouse), 765 nucleotides long. RefSeq names its product steroid 5 alpha-reductase 2 (gene Srd5a2). The record is from RefSeq and is a predicted model, not a curated record. NCBI's taxonomy places the organism in Eukaryota, Metazoa, Chordata, Mammalia, Rodentia, Cricetidae. The coding region runs from base 1 to 765 and encodes 254 amino acids. Gene Ontology annotation, molecular function: 3-oxo-5-alpha-steroid 4-dehydrogenase activity. The transcript has 5 exons. Gene Ontology annotation, cellular component: membrane. Gene Ontology annotation, biological process: steroid biosynthetic process.